Molecule: messenger RNA, 7626 nt
Organism: Closterium sp. Naga37s-1
Lineage: Eukaryota; Viridiplantae; Streptophyta; Zygnematophyceae; Desmidiales; Closteriaceae
Source: the annotation of a GenBank genome assembly
AUGAGCUCUUCUUCCAUUCCCCUCUUUGCCCCUCUCCUUCCUCUGCCUCUGCCCCUCUUCUUCCUCUGCCUCUGCCGUUCGCCUUUCUCUUCGCCCCUCACCUUCCUCUCCACCUCUCUUCUUUCUCUCCGGCUCUCCCCCACAGUACCCACAGCCCCUUCAGGCGUGCCGCGGGUGCGCGCGGAGGACGUGGUGCUUCACGUGGUGCGCGCAGGGGAGGGCACAGGAGAGCGCGCAGGGAGAGGGGCGGGGGAAAGGGAUGGAGAGGCGGAAAAAGGGAGGGGAGGGGAAGGGGUUGGGGGUGAGGAAUGGGAGAAGUGCGAGGAGUGGGAGGACGAGGAGGGAGGGGAGAGGGAAAGAGGGGUCGAGGAGGGAAGGGAGGGGGAGGGAGGGGAGAGGGCGGAGAUAGUAGUAUCUGUGAAGGCGAGUGAGGUGAGGCAGCUGCAGCACCCACGUGCCUUGCACGCGCUGCUGUACCUCGCAGAGAGGCACCUCGUUACUGCCACACCCUACCUCGUUGCUGCAGCCCACAACAGCACAGCAGCGGAAGCACGCCCAGCGGAAGCACGCCCAGCGGAAGCACGCCCAGCGGAAGCAGGUGCAGGGGCAUAUGAAUCACAGUCAGGCCUGUGUGGGUGCGUCUGGGUGGCGGUGGGCAUCCCCCGCAGCCUCGCCCCCACUCUGCCCCUACCGGACGUGCGCGCCCCUCUGCUCUCCCCGCUGCUCAACUCUGUGCGCCGCCCCUCCCAUGCGCCCCACAUGCGCGCCCUCAUGGCCCGCCUCGCCCCCCUCGCCCUGCCCCACGCCCCCAUUCCCCCAUGUUUGCAUGCACAUGCACUUACGCUCACAUGCACGCAUGCGAGCUGUGAGGCGUCCCAGGAUAUGCAUGUGCACAGGCAGGAGGAGCAUGGGGAUGAGGUGGAGGAUGCGCGUGGAAGCACGAGGCAGGAUGCUUGCUCCACCCCACCCUGCGCCUGCCAGCCAGGACUUGAUGCUCCUGGCUUGGCUACUGCUGACGUGGCUGCUGAUCUGGGUGGAGAGGGUGGAGGUAAGGGGAAGAGCAGACAGGAGAUAGGGAAGGGGUUGAGUGAUGAGGACAGCAGCACAGGCGUGACAAUGGGUGGUGCCGCUACCUGUGCCUCUGCUGCUGGUGACGACGAGGGAGUGGCUGGUGCAGCAGAGGCCAGGUGGAGCGUGCAUGGCAGGGGGCAUGCGGGCAGCUGCUUUGACCUCGCGCAGCUCUAUGCUGCUGUGCGUCCCAGCAGGAACCUUCCACCCCUCGCCACGUGUCCUGCCGCCCUGCUACCCUCUCUGAGGCCGUACCAGAGCCGGGCCGUGGCAUGGAUGCUGCAGCGCGAGCAGGGCGGGCACGGUUCAGGGGAGGGUGAGAUAGGGGGUCGUAGUGGCAGUGGGGAGGGGGAUGCAGUGCAGCAGCAGCGGCAGCGCGUGGAAUGGUGGGGAGCGGAGCAGCACCCGUUGUGGCGGCAGGUAGCAGCAGGCAGCGCCAGCACUGAACCUUUGCCGCGCCUGCCGCACACCAGCACUUGCUCUGCCGCCACUCUCCUCUACAACCCCUUCCUGUGCGUGCUUGUGUUGUGUGUGAGCCACCUCAUACUACCAUGCUCGCCUCCCCCCCUGCUCGCCUCCCCCCCUGCUCGCCUCCUUUCCUCUGCGCCUCCCCGCCUGCUCGCCGGCGUGGUCCAUGUUCGGCACGUGGCAGAUGCGUGCAGCGUGUGUGUGGGGAGUGCUGCCGCCCCUCCUGCUUCUUCCUUGCUUUGCCUCGUGCACCGCACAUUCGUUCGUCUUCCCCCCUCCGCCGCAUGUGCAAGGGCUGAGAGGCAGCUGCAGGGGAAAGAGGCAAGGCCGCAUAGGGGGGAGAGGGGCGACGGGGAGAUGCAUCAAGUUAGCUCUUCUUUGGGUCCAGGUUCGGUGAGCCAAAGUCCGGUGAUUGCAGGUUCAGGAAGUGGUGUGUGCGGGUGGGUGGGGGAAGUGGCAGGGGCAGUGAGGGGAGGCAUUGUGGCGGAGGAGAUGGGGCUGGGGAAGACCGUUGAGGUGCUUGCUUGCAUUCUCGCCCACCGCUGGGGGGGCAGUGAGUGCGGUGGGGGCGGAGGGGACAGGGGGCAGGCAGAGAAGGCUGAGAAAGGGGUGUUGCAGGGAGAGAGGGUGAGAUCUGGAAAACGGGGGAGGGAGGGGGGAGAGGAGGAAGGGGUGGUGGGGAAGAAGAGGGGAGUGCCGAGGUGUGUACAGGGUGUGGUGGAGAGAGGGCGGGCAUGUGGGGAGAUAGAGGAGGGGGUUGAGGAGGAUAGGAGGAGCCGCAAGAGGCGCAGUGGCAGCAGUAUGGGCAGCAGCAGCAGCGGCAUGAGCUGCCGCAGUGCAGGGAGUGGCGCAGAGGCAUUGGCAACGCAGGAGGUGAGGGGAGGGGCAGAGGCGGCUCGGGGAGGGCAGGCAGAGCAGCAACGAGAGUCAAUGGAGGGGCCUCUGGAGGGUGUGACGUGGCACAGCAAGGGGCAGCGGAUGCAGAGGGGGAGAGAAGGGAUGAGGGGGAAGGGGCGGAAGGAGGGUGGUGGGGGUUGUGGAGAUACUGGGGGUGAGGACGGGGAAAGGAAGGAGGGGAAGGAGAGCAGGAAUAGGAAGCGAGGGAGAGGGGGAUGUGAGGGGACGGCAGCAGGGAGUGGCAGGGGGUUUAGUGGUGGCGAGCAGGUGGAGGCAGAGGGAGGAAGGGAAGGGGCAGGGGAGGACAUCGAGGGUGGCGAGGUGCGGGAGUGUGGGAGCACGCUGAUCGUGUGUCCGGUGGCCAUCCUCCCCCAGUGGCAACAGGAGGUCGUGCGGCACACGCGGCCCCACACAGUGGGAGUGCUGGUGUACCGCGGUGUCAACAGCCCCGCUCUGCGCCUCUCCUUCCGCCCCGCCCCUACCUCGCCCUCCCACGCACCCCUCGCCUCACCCCCUCAAGCCGUGCCCUUGGAAGGGGACCAGUCCCCUCCCACUCCCCUCACCUCCUUCCUUUCCACUCCUCUCACCUCGUCCCCUGCCUCUCCUCCCGUUGCCUCCUCCGAUUCUCCUCUCACUGCAUCGUCUGCCACAGCUGGAAGGGUGGGAGAGUGUGGUGGGGGGGAGGGGAUGGCAGGAGAUGGCAGGUGGAGGGGCGGCGGAGAGGAUGGGGAUGGCAAGAGGCGGGUGGGUGGAGAGAACAGUGAGCGAAAGGGUGGCGCGGGCAGCAAAGGGAAAUGCGGGGAUGGCAGCGGAUGGAGGGAUGGGGAGAGAGUGUGUGCAGGAGGCAGGCAAGCAGCGCACGGGAGUGGAGGAGGGCAGGUGGGCGUAGCAUCAGGCGAUGGAGAAACGGGGCCAGAGGAAGGAGGACUGGGUGGCGGAGGUGGGGAAGAGAGAGGAGGGGUGGGUGGCGGUGAGGGGGAGUUGGAGUCGGUGUGGGAGGAGGUGCCUGCAGUGACUCUUGAUGACCUGGCAGCUGCUGACAUCGUGCUGACGUCAUAUGACACGCUGCGUGGCGACAUCUGGCACGAUGUGGGUGGGCAGGGGCACGUGGCGACACGGCAGCUGAGAUAUGAGAAGAGGUAUCAGAUCCGCCCCACGCCCCUCACGCGGCUGCACUGGUGGAGGGUGUGUCUGGACGAGGCGCAGCUGGUGGAGGGGGGAGCGUCCAACGCAGCCCUCAUGGCGGCCCGCCUGCCAGCACGGCUCCGCUGGUGCGUCUCCGGCACGCCGCUGCACCGCGGCCUCCCGGACCUCCUCGGCCUGCUCCGGUUCCUCCGAGCCUCGCCGUUUGACGAGCCUCACUGGUGGCGGCAUUUUUUCCAGGUGCCUAUCCAGAAUGGAUGCAUGGCAGCAUGGCACGCGCUCCUGGCCCUCAUGUUGAGGCUGAUGUGGCGCCAUCACAAGGCCGACGUGGCGGACGAGCUGGCGCUGCCACCUCAGCGGCAGCUGCUGACGGUGCUGCGGUUCAGCGCCAUCGAGGCGCACUUCUACCGCCAGCAGCACGCCAAGUGCGCCCAGCGCGCCAGCAGCAUGCUGCGCUCCGUGGCACGCGGGGGACGGAAGGGGGGAGGGAGGAGAAGCGGAGCAGGAGUUGGAGACGGAGUGGGAUUAGAUGCGAGAGGUGAUGGGGAUGGGGGUGCAGAGGCGGAGGGGGAGCAGCAAUGGCAGGGAGGGGGAAGAGAGUGGCAGCAGCAGCAGCACCAGCAUCUGGUACUGGGGGCACGGUCAUUAGCGGGUGCAUGUCGGGGCGACAUGGAGCGGUUCCUGGCGUCGCUGCUGCUGCUGCGCCACGCCUGUUGCCACCCUCAGAUCGGCUCGGGUGGGCUCAGACCGCUGGGCUCACAGGGCCGCCCCAUGCACAUGGGCGAGGUGCUGCAGGUGAGAUGCGGUGCAGGUGAGAUGCGUGGUGCAGGUGAGGUGCUGUUGGAGAAGGCGCGGGUGGAGGCGGAGGAAGCCCAGCGCCUGCUCAUCUCCGCCCUCAACGGCCUCGCUGCCCUCCACGCCAUCCACGCCCCCACCCUCCCCCUCCGCCUCUCCUCACGCCCCACCCCUUCCUCCUCCUCUCACUCUCCCCUCUCCAUUGACAAGAGUGGUGAGCAGUGGCGGGCGGGGGCGGUGCAGGCGGUGGGCAUUUACCGUGACGUGCUGCGCCUCAUGGAUGGCCAUGGGCCCGCCCAUGGGGAGACAGCGAGGGGACGGGAUGGCAAUGGGGAUGGGGAUGGGGAUGGGGAGGAAGGCAGAGAGAAGGGGUUGUGUGUGGGUGGCCCCCUCCCACAAGGCGGUGUGCUGCGCACGGACCCCCUGCAGCGCCUGCACGUGCUGCACAACCUGCACCACCUGCUCGCCCUGCUGCACGCCACCAGGGAUGGAGAAGGGACGGGAGAGGGUGGGCAGGGGUGCAGUGCGGUGGGGCCUGGUGGCGAUGAAGCGGAGUUGGGUGUGGUGCGGACACUGAGGGACGAGCGGCUGGAGGCGGAGAGCAGCGAGGUGAAGGAACGGUACCUGGCGCCCGUGAGGGGCCGCGCUGCUGCUGCUCACAGGGCCUUCGAGGAGACACACUCUCAGGUAGAGGCCCAUCUGGCAGCGGCACGUCUCUCCACCGCCACCACCCCCUGGUGGCUCACGCUCCUCACCGCACUGCACUCCUCCGCACCGCCCGGCAUGGCGGAGAGUGUCACGGCACGCCUGCACCGAGCGCUACUGGACGACGACCAUUGCCCGGCCCACACCCACAACAUGGCCAGCCUUGGACUCAGGUUCCGCACACUGCACGGGUUGCGGCUGGUGCUGGCAGGAGAGGUGGACUCGCUGCUGGCAGGCAGGCGGGAGGUGCUGCACCGCGUGCUGCAGGCGGGGGGGCAGGUGGCAGAGCAGGGCGUGCACGGCAGCCUCGUCGCACAGGCAGGCUCGUGUGCGCGCUGCUGUGCGGUGCAGGAGGAGGAGGAGGGGGCGGACGCCAGGGGGGCUGGGAGGUUGCUGGCUGGGGUGGGUGGUGAGAGGGGGAUGGAAGUGGGUCGGGGGGAUGAGUGCUGCAUGCACUGCAAGACACAGGAGUUCUUCGAGAGCUAUCAGCGGCGCCUCUUCCACCUGCGCCUCUCCUCCGCCCCCUCCUCCCUCCCCGCCUCCUCCCCCUCUGACCACCCUCACUCUCCCCAUCCCUCCGCCUCGCCCCAUGACCCCCUGCACGUGCUCCAAUCCACUCUCGGCGUGCGCCGCACCCCACUCGCUGCAGCAGCAGCAGCAGCAGCAGCAGGGGGAGUAGCACCAGUACGGGAGCAGGGUGGGAGGGGGAGGGGCAGCAGGGGUGAGGCAGGGGGCGGGGCGAGUGGGGUAGAGGGGAAGGGGGGAACGGUGGUGUGGAACCCGUCUGACACCGAGAGGUGCCUCGCUGUGCUGGCGUCUGUGCUGCGAUCGCUGCCACGUGGCAUCAUCCCAGAGGACGAGCAAGCCAGCCUGGCAGCUGCAGCGUCCAGCUCUUUGGAGGCUCUGGAGGCAAUGCGAAAGGAGUUCCUGAUGGCGCGAGCGUGGUCGGAGGCACAGAGGGGAGUGCUCAGAGCGCUAGAUGAGCUGCACAUGGCCGUCACGCGAAUCACGCUCCGCCACGUGGACGAGCCGCCAGCUGCCACGUCAGCAGCUACACGCAUGGCACGUGUGAGUGAGGAGGAGGCGGCGGCGCUGAGCGUGGUGCUGACGCAUGACAGGCUGGCAGCCGAUGCUCAGCUGCAGGCCAGCCGCGCUCAGCUGAGGUACCUGCGCGGGCUGGCUUCUGCUCGACGGCGCGCGGUGCAAGGCGGGGGAGGCAUGGGGACGGAGAUGGGUGGGGCGGAGAGGGAUGGGAGAGGGAGUGGGAAGGGUAAGAGUGGGGAGAGCGUUGGAGGAGAGGAGGAGGGGGAGGAGGAGAGCUGCCCGGUGUGCAGGGAGGCGUUGGGCAGUGAGCUGUCGGUGCUGCCAUGCGGCCAUCUGCUGUGCUGCAAGUGUGAGUGCUCUCCAUCCGUUUCAUCCCUCACCACGUCAUCUCACUGUCCCAUCUUUCACCGCGUCGUUCACUGUACAUGUUUACUGGUAGAGAGGUCCCCUCAAGCCACCACCAGCAGCAGCAGCACCAGCAGGGAGCGGCGCAUGCGAUGCCCCACAUGCCGCCACGUGGCAAGGGCAUCGGAGAUUGCCUACGUGGACAACCGCAGGGAUCACCAUGGAUACCCUGCUGGCGCCCUGCAGGCGAAUCAGGAGUCGGAUGCGCUGGACGCGGUAACGCGGCGGGUGUUACGGUUACUGCGCAGCGACCCAUCAGCGCGCAUCAUCAUCUUCAGCGCAUGGAGGGAGGUGCUGCUGCUCGUGCAGCACUGCCUGCACGCCAAUGCCGUCCCCACCGCCUGCGCCUUCUCCCACCGGGAAGUGCCUCCAGCAUUGAAGCGCUUCAGAGAGGCCACUCCCGCAGCUGCCCUCUCCGCUCGCCCCACCCGCCCCUCCCAUAAGCCCCGCCCCAAGCGCCGCAAACGCUCCCUCACCUCUCCCCUGCCACCUGCCAUCCCACCGGCCGCUGCUGCUACUGCCUCUUCCACAGGCAGGGCAGCGGGGGCAGUGAGCAGUGCGCAAGGGGGGGAGGGCAGCGGGAGGGAAGCAGGAGGGGCCGGGGGCGGGGGAGAUGGGGAACAGUGUCGUGUGCUGCUGCUGGUUGUGGCGGUGGGGGGCAACGGGCUGAACGUGGUGGAGGCACAGCACGUAGUGUUUGUGGAGCCGGGGCUCAAUGCGGCCGCUGAGGCUCAGGCUGCCAACCGCGUGCACCGCAUCGGCCAGACCCGCCAGACCUUUGUGCACCGCUUUAUUGUGCAUGGCACGGUGGAGGAGCCCAUUCACGCCCUCGCGCGCUCCAAGGCCGCUGCUGCCCCCCUCGCCACCGCCCACGCUGCCGCCAGCCCGCUGUCCUGCAGAGACCAUGACUCGCUCACCCUCGCUGACGUCACCGCUCUCUUCCCCCAGGCCUGCCCUGCUGGAGAAGUCAGGGCGGUGGAGGAACGGGUGGUGGCGAUGAGGGGUGGAGCAGAGGGGGAUGCAGGCAGGGAGGACCGUGAGAGGCUUGCCCUGGCUGCUGCUGCUGCUGCAGAAGCACGGAUGCAAAAACAGCCUGAGUGA